CGUUAGGCUCUUUUAAUGUCCAUCGAUCAUUAGCCCCCCACUUGAUAGAAGAGUGUCCAAAGCAACUUUUCAGGGAAAUUGAACACGGCAACAAGCAUUAGCUUUUGAUCCCCAGACGGCAUGAAAGACAUACAGCUCUCAACAAGCAUCAUUUGGUCAUUUUAGUUGAGUAUGACAUUUGAUUAGUCUAAAGUGCAUGUUUAAAUUAAGGUCUACUCCCUCCGAUCCAUAUUAAUUGUCGAAAUAUUACAUGUAUCUAGACGCUUUUUAUCCAUAGAUACAUUCAUAUUUGGACAAAUUUGAGACAAUUAAUAUGGAUGGGAGGGAAUAUUUGAUUUGGAACACAAGAUCUCUAAGAAUUCGACCACAAAAAAAGGCAUCAUAACUCCUGUCUGCAAAUGGGCCGGCUCGCGAGAGAAGGCGACGGUAUAUCUACCAGUAUAAGUAUAGCAUCGGUUCGUAUAGUAUAGGAGUACUCUGUAUCGAUCGCUGUGGUUUUCGUGGCAGCUGGAAGAAUCCAAACGAGAGAUCUAUACGUCGUUGGCUAGAUCCAUCCAUCCCAUCAGCAAAUUAAUCAAGUUCAAUUGGAGGCUUGGAGCAUAUACGUACGUAGCUUUAGCUGCCUGUAAUGAAUAAGGUGUGUCCAAAUCGAGCUUCAUUCCGUGGGCCAAGAAAUACAGUUGGUUUAUGGAUGGUGUGUAGAGUAUUGGUGUGUCUCACUCUCAGAUCAGCGGUGUGCAUGUACGAUGAGAUUGAUGCUAAGCUGCCAGGGAUGAGUGUACAAGGACAGAGUAUUUUGUCCUCCAUGGCAUUUUGAAGUGCUGCCGCCAUUCAAUGAAAGGAACAGACGGUAGUAAGCUGCGUGUGUCCAUGCAUGGCACGACGCAAGAGACCUGAAAGACGAGCAGAGGAUUAAAUUACAGUACACAGAAUCGAGAUUGAUUCUGAUUGGCCCGUGUGUAGAUCCAAACCAAACGGGCGUAAAAGUCAAAGGUCAGCUCUUACUUCCUGGGAUCUGAGCAGCUGAGCAAUUAAGCAGUAAUAACAACCAAUACAAAAAUCAGAUCAGAUAAAAAAAACAAGGGAGCAAGACGUGCCAUGAAAAUGGCCAGCAGCACCAUUUCGUUAUUGUUAACACUCCCCCUGAUCGACCUGACGCUGACGAGGAGCAUAAAACCCCACACUCUCUGCUGCGCAUCUCAGUCUUUGUCAGUCCCUCUCUCUCAGACACAAACAGAGCAGGGCAGCGAGCAAGAGCCACGUCCGUCCGUCCAUCCAUCCAUGGCGGCGACCGGCGUCAGGCAAGAGGAGCCGAGGCAGAAGGGGGCCAAGUUCGUCCUCUCCAGGCUGCUCUCCCGGGAUUCCACUGCCACCGGCGCGCGCGCGCCGUCCUUCAGGGUGUACUACGGCGUGGCCUCGGCCGGCGCCGUGCCGUUCCUCUGGGAGUCGCAGCCCGGCACGCCCAAGAGCUCCCCCGCCGAUCACGCGCCGCUGCCGGUGCCGCCCCUGACGCCGCCGCCGUCCUACUACCAGCUCGCCGGCGCCAAGGAAGACGCCGCCCGCCGCAACCGCAAGGCCGGUAGUAAGACCAAGCGCAAGUCAUCCAGGCCGGCGGCGGCGGCCGGGCCCACCCUCGCCUCCUUCCUGUCCCUGUCCCUGUCCCUGCCCCGGACCGGCACCGGCACCGGCAAGCCGAGAUCGGCUUCUUCCUCUUCGUCCUCUUCUUCUUCCUCGAGCUCCUUCUCGUCCUUGUCGUUGUCGUUCCGCGGCGCGCGGUCGCCGGCGCAGGGAUCGUCGAUGCGGCGGGGGAGCAGCAGGAUGCACGCGUUCUCGGACGAGGAAGAAGAGGAGGAUGCGGCGGCGGCCAUGACGACGUGCUUCAGGGUGCGGCAGGAGAGCUUCAGGGCGCUGAGGGGAUGUCGUGCCGCCAUGGCCGUCCGGAGCGCGCUCGCGUCCGUCGGCGGCACUGCCACGGCACACACGCACAGGGUCGUCUAGUAACUACUGUAAUUUAAUGAAAUCUCGCAGUGGCAGGGUGACGACUGACGAGGAGGCCGGCCGGCCGGCCGAUCAUCAAAGGUGUACGUUGUGCUUGAGGAUUUCAGCUUGUAAUACUACAGUUGCAAAAGGAGAAUAUGAGAAUAGUCAAUGCGCAUGCAUGCAUGCAUGCAUGCAUGCAUUACACAUGUAUGUCAGAUCAGAUCUCCUUGCAACAUGCAUGCAUGAUCGAUGUUGUUAUUUGUUACGGUUAAUUUUCGACUGGACUUUUGCAUCAGGAGUCCAUCAAAAGUGUUUUGCUUGAGCAUGUAAUACUGGUGUAUAUGAAAAUCGAAAUACUCUUUUUUUUCGGGGAUA
Brachypodium distachyon (stiff brome) is the source of this 2355-nucleotide messenger RNA. Its product is annotated as transcription factor MYC2. The record is from RefSeq and is a predicted model, not a curated record. The transcript has a single exon. NCBI's taxonomy places the organism in Eukaryota, Viridiplantae, Streptophyta, Magnoliopsida, Poales, Poaceae. The coding region runs from base 1099 to 1998 and encodes 299 amino acids.